AUGCAUACAAAAACAACCUUUUUUAAUGGUAUUGAAUCAAAAUUCUCAAUAUUACUGAAAGUGGACUACUUGCAUGUCACUUUUUGUUCUUACGAUAUAUAUAUAUAUUAUUAAUUGUGGUAAUUUUUUAGGGCUAAGAAAUAAAAAGUUAAUGAAAUAGCUGUUGUUUCUAAAAAGAUUACAACUUUUAUCAUUAGAAUGUAUAUGUAUGAUUUGUAAGUGGAAAGAUGCAAUUAUGCUUUAUAUCAAGAUAAUCCAAGGUAAGAAGUGUAAUAAAUAUAAAUUAGAUUCCCUUCAAUAACAGAAGAUAUAAAAGGAGCAUGUUUAGUUCGUAAAAGACGCAGUCAUGAAGAAGAAAAUUUGCAUUUAGAAUAGGUAUCUUUUAAUUAUAAUUAAUAUUAGAAAUUAUUAUCAAAAAUUUAUAUAGUUGAUCAGGAUGAAAUUUUUGAGAAAUUUUGUUUAUAAGGUUCUUUAGAAGAUAAUUUAAACUUAUUGAUGGAAUGUUCAAAUGGUCUUGCAUUUUCUUCUUAACCAAAAGUUUCAUUUAAUUAUAUUUCAAAAUAAUUUAUUGUAAAUGAUGCUAUAUGGUUUAAUCCAAAAACAUUUUAAUCUUGUGCUGGUUGGAUUAUAAAUGAAUUUGAGAAAUCAAUUGCAUUAUUGUAUAAAAUAAUUUGUAUUAAUAUAAUAGAUAUUAUGAAUAUCAAUAAGGAUGUAUAGAGGAAAACAAUUAAAAUAAGAAUGAUGAUCUUAAAAGAUUUUGGAUUUAAGAUUUUGAGUUAAGAACUAAGAUUUUGAAUUAAAUUCCUUAAAUAUGUAAAGAAUUUAAGAAUGCACCUAAAAAAAAGAAUUGUAAAUAAGAAGAUAUUUUAUGGACUCAACUUAUUUUAAAGUAAUCUUCAUAAUAAAAUGAUAAAUAAAAAAAUAAUCAAGAUUAAAAUAUUUAAAUGAUGUUAUUAUCAAUAAAUGAAAAGGAUGUUUCUAAAAUAUUUAUUAAUAAUGAAUUAGAUAUUAUGAAUUAUAUGCCUCUUGAGUAAGUGUUAACAAUUUAGAAAUUAUGUUAGAAAAGAAUAUUGAGACUUAUAAAAGAUCAUUAUAAAGAGAAAUUAUUAAAAGAAUUAUAAGAUAUUGAGGGUAAGGAAAAGAAAAAAAUAAUAGAGUAAAAAAAAAAAUCUAAAAAACAUAAAAAGUAAAAAAAUAAGAAUGAAUAAAAAAAAUUAAAUAUGAAUUAAGAGAAAUGUAAUAGUUUUGAGUUAGCUGAUAAGCAAGACACAACAUAAGAUGAUGUUCAUUGUAAUGAAUAUGAAUUGGAUAAACAUGGAAAGUAAUAUUAAAAUAUUAUCAUUUAAAGUUCAUGUUAAGAGAUCAGGACAAAUGCUAAAGUUUCUAUAAAAUCAGAGAUUACUUAAAUAAAUAUUUAAGAAUAGAAUAUAAUUGAAGAAGCCAAUCAAAUACUUGAUGCUGAAACUAUUAUAGACUUAAGUAAUAAUACUUAAAAUGAAGAUGAUGAAAAUUGGGUUGUAAUUACUGCACCUAAAAAAUAAAAAAAGAAAUCUAAUCGUAAAUUUAAUACAUCAUAAGAAAAUGAAUACAAAAAUUAAAAAUCUCUUUAGAAACCUAUUUCUCAAACAUUCAUGGAAUAAUCCGUUAAAUCAAAACCUCAUGACUAAGAACUUUUUUCGAGCUAAAAAUGCUAAAAAAGCAAUACAUAGGGUAUUGAAACUAUAAAAUAAGAUAUAUAAGUUGUAAAAAUAGAGAAAUCACAAAAAUAGGAAAAUUAAGAAAUUGAGAAUCGAACAUCACAACAUUAUUAAAAAAAUAAUCAAAUUUGUUAAUCAAAGUUUGAAGAAGCAAAAAACUCUCAUUCUCCUGUGUAGUUAUUAUAAAUUGUAGAUUUGAGUCUUUAAAUUCCUUAAGAAAGUGAAAAAUCAUUUUAAAAAAAUAUUAAUAUUAAUAAUCAAUAGGAUGUGUAAAAUACAAUUUAUAAAUAACCAAUAAAAGAAGAUUAAAUAGAUUAUAAUAUAAUGAAUUAAGCAAGAGUUUUGAUGAUUAAAAAACUUGAUAUGGAUAUGAGAGAAUUUAAUGAUAUGAUUUUAUGCUAGAAUCAAUAAAUUUUAAAAUUAAGAAAGAUAAUUUAUGACAGAUUAUAAUUUGUUAUAAAUUAUCUAUUUAGAGGUUUAAUUCAUCAUAUAUUUUAGUUAGAUUCUAAUUCUUAAGUUCGUCUUUUUGGUUCAUGUGCCACUGGUUUAGCCCUUUAAGAAAGUGAUAUAGAUAUAGGAAUAACAGGAUUUGAGAUGUGUCCAGUCUCUUAAUUAAAUAUUCCUAUUUAAAAACUAACAGAAUUUCUUUAAAAAAUGAGAUGGGUUAACAAUAUAAUGUAAUUUAAUUUAUAAUAUUAUUUAGUGCAAUAACUUCCUCAAAUAUGCCAUUAAUAAAAUUAUAAGUAGAUCCUACUAUUUCAUUUGUAUAGUCCUCUUUACCUAUAGGUUUACCUUAUAUAGAUCUCAUUAUCAAGUAAUAAAUUUAAUUAUUAAUAUAGUCCUGAUGAAGAUGUACAUAGAUAAGUAUUUAGUGUUGAUAUUAGUUUUUUUUAAUUUUCAGGUCUCAAAUAAAAUCAACAUUUAGGAUUAAUUUCAACUGAAUUAACUUUAUAAUGGUUAUCAUUUUAUUGUGAAUUAAGACCAAUUGUUUUACUAUUCAAAAGUUUAUUGAAAAAAAGAGGAUUAAAUGAUUAAUAUAAAGGAGGAAUAUCUUCGUUUUGCAUUAUUUAAAUGGUUUUAGCAUUUCUAGAAUGCUUUUAUCAUUAAAAUCAAGCUUCAUCUAUAGGAUAUACAACUUAUAAUUUUUUGAAGUUCUAUGGAACUGAAUUUGAUCCUAAAACUACUGGAAUUAGUUAUAAAGGAUUUAAUGAGAAGUAAUAAAUUAUUUUAUUUAAUUAUAGUCCAUUUUAUGAUUUAAACGAAUUUGAUGAUUAAUCUGAAAUUACAAUAGUAUCUCCUAUCACAAAUGAAAUAAUUAGUUCAGCAUCAUCAUUUGUUUUAACUAUAUUAUAAGAUUUAAAGGCAUUAUAUUAAGCAACAGAAAAUGAAGUAAUCUUUUUUUAUGAGAAAUUAAAAUACAAUAAAAAAAAGAAAGGAAAGAAAGAGGAACGAAAUUUAUUUUAAAAGGAAUUGAAUAGACUUCGACCUCUUUUUAGCACUACUGUAUAUAAUAAAACUUGA
Messenger RNA from Paramecium sonneborni, 3218 nucleotides. The record is from the annotation of a GenBank genome assembly. Lineage: Eukaryota; Ciliophora; Oligohymenophorea; Peniculida; Parameciidae.